Molecule: messenger RNA, 4422 nt
Organism: Striga hermonthica
Lineage: Eukaryota; Viridiplantae; Streptophyta; Magnoliopsida; Lamiales; Orobanchaceae
Source: the annotation of a GenBank genome assembly
AUGGCGCUGUUCAGGAGAUUCUUCUACCGGAAGCCACCGGAUCGGCUUCUCGAGAUCUCUGAGAGGGUGUACGUGUUCGACUGCUGCUUCUCUACGGAUGUUCUCGAUGAAGAUGCGUACCGAACAUACAUGAAUGGGAUCGUGGCUCAACUACAGGACCACUACCCAGAUGCUGCUUUCAUGGUUUUCAACUUCAAAGAAGGGGAAAGGAGGAGCCAAUUAUCUGAUGUGCUAUCUCAGUAUGAUAUGACGGUAAUGGAUUACCCUCGGCAGUAUGAAGGGUGCCCCCUGUUGCCACUGGAGAUGAUCCAUCACUUCUUGCGAUCAAGCGAGAGCUGGUUGUCGCUCGAGGGCCAACAGAAUGUGCUUUUAAUGCACUGCGAAAGAGGAGGAUGGCCCGUGUUGGCUUUCAUGCUCGCGGGCCUACUUUUGUACAGAAAACAAUAUACUGGUGAGCAGAAGACUCUUGAGAUGGUCUACAAACAAGCACCCAGGGAAUUGCUUCAUCUGCUGUCUCCUUUAAAUCCACAGCCAUCUCAGCUCAGAUACCUUCAGUACAUCUCUCAAAGAAACUUUGGUUCAGAUUGGCCACCGAAAGAUACACCACUGGCUUUGGAUUGUAUUAUACUUAGAGUCCUUCCUCUGUUUGAUGGUGGAAGAGGGUGCCGACCUGUUGUUCGUGUAUACGGUCAGGACGCUUCUUCAAAAUCGUCUAGUCGAAGUUCCAAGCUUUUGCUUUCGACUUCAAAAGUGAAAAAGAAUAUACGUUUCUAUCGGCCGGAAGAGUGCGAUAUAGUGAAAAUUGAUAUCCAUUGCCAUGUUCAGGGAGAUAUCGUUCUUGAGUGCAUUCAUUUGGAGGAUGAUAUAAUGAGGGAAGAGAUGAUUUUUAGAGUUAUGUUUCAUACUGCAUUUGUCCGAUCAAAUGUUAUGAUUCUGACCCGUGACGAUGUCGAUGUUCUUUGGGAUGCCAAGGAACAAUUUCCAAGAGAUUUCAGAGCAGAGGUGCUCUUUUCAGAUGCAGAUUCUCUUGCAUCCAUUAUUACUACAAAAGAAGCUGUGAGUGAAGAUGUAAAUGAAUUAGAAAGUACCUCACCAGAAGAGUUUUUUGAGGCAGAAGAGAUUUUCAGCAGUGUAGAUGGGCAAGACGGUAGAGUGGAGCCUGAUAACCAUACUCAUACUGUUCAGCUGAGAAGUCAGAACAAUGGAAUUCAUCAUGAAGUAUCUCGGAAGGAUGGUUCCGAUUAUCGUGCAUAUGAAGAAUGUGCAUCAGACGAGGGUAUUCUCAGAAGCGUGCACCACUUGCUUCAAGAAAAAAAUAUGUUGCUCAAUAUGGAUGGUCAGUUGGACAGUACUAGUAGUAAUGGUAAACCCAACUCUGUUUAUUAUGGCACGCAUGGUAAAUCGGAAGUAGAAGAAAAUAAGAAGAGUGAGGAUGCUCCUUCAGCCAAACAUAAUUUAAUUGCUGAUAAUAAUAAUGAUAAGCAGCAGAAGUUGUAUAACGGGGUCUCAACUGUGGCGAACAAACAGAUGAUGUCCAAUAGUUCAAAGCCUGCUUCAGAUUCAGUCAGCACCAACAAGAAAUCUAAGCAGCAAGAGUCGCAGGGCCCUACCUUACGACAAGCCAAGCCAGAUGCUGUGUCCAGGUGGAUACCUUCUAAUAAAGAAAAAAUGGCGGCGACUGCUGACAACAAUUCUUUUGCACCAAGCCGUUCAAAGUAUGCAUCUUACCCACCAUUAGGUUUGAGAUCAACUAAAGAAGCUUCUUCUCCAACUUUGCCUAGAACACCACAAGUGAAAAAUGAAACUGAGGAAAUUAGCCUGCCACCGGUAACAACAACUUCAGUUACCCUUCCACCACCACCGCGGCCUCCAUCCCCGCCCUCACCUCCUUUUCCCUUGUCUUCAUCUGCAAGUACUUCCUUGCUGCCAUCCCCACCGUCACCCCCUCCACCAUCAUAUUCUCAAAAUCUAAAUAUUAGUAGUUCGUUGCCUCCCCCUCCAUAUACCAAUACAAACUUAAGGGAAUCUAUGCUAAAAAACAUUCCCUCGCCUCCUCCUCCUCCACCACCACCACCACCUCCUCCUCCAUCCACCUAUGUGCAGAAUAUUAGUAAAGUUUUUCCACCUCCACCUCCACCUCCACCUCUGCCACCUCCGUCUUCCAUGCAUGGGAUUUUUUCUUCCCAAUCACAUAGCCCGCCUACUCCUCCACCUCCUUCACGUGGUGCUCCACCGCCACCGCCACCACCACCACCACCACCACCACCACCACCACUACCUCCUAUGCAUGGCACUCCAUCUCCUAUGUAUGAAUUUUCUUCUUUCCCUUUACAAAGUCUUCCACCUCCAUCUCCUCCCCUUGUGCGUGGCGCUCCACCACCCCCACCACCACCACCUCCUCCUAUGUGUGGCCCUCCACCUCCACCUCCACCUCCACCUCCACCUCCACCUCCACCUCCACCACUACCACCACCUCCUAUGUGUGGCGCUCCACCUCCACCACCACCACCACCACCACCUCCUAUGUGUGGCGCUCCACCUCCACCUCCACCUCCACCACCACCACCACCACCUCCUAUCUGUGGCGCUCCUCCACCACCACCACCACCACCACCACCUCCUCCUAUGCGUGGUGCUCCACCUCCACCACCACCACCACCUCCUCCUAUGUGUGGUGCUCCACCACCACCUCCACCUCCACCUACACGUGGUGUCCCAUCUCCUCCACCACCACCACCACCACCACCUAUGUAUGGUGUUCCACCACCUCCUCCACCACCAUCUUUUGGCACACGACCUCCAGCACCGCCUCCUUUACCUGGAGUGCCACCACCACCCCCACCUCCGAUACGGGGGGCACCACCCGCGCCACCCCCUCCCUUUCGUGGUUCGCCAGCACCACCUCCACCUCCUCUUCUUCCAAAGAAUGGGGCCCCACCACCUCCCCCACCACCUUCGAUUCGUGUCCCUCCUCCGCCUCCUCCCAUGGGAGGAGCUCCACCACCACCACCCCCUCCCGGAGGUCGCGUCCCUGGUCCACCUGCACCUCCGGGACCUCCAAGACCCCCAGGAGGUGGACCGCCACCACCUCCUCCAUUUGGGAAGGUACCUGCAGCAGAUGGUAGGGGGUUGCCAGCUGGAAGAGGGCGUGGGCUGGCACGUCCCGGUAUAUCAGCUACAGCAAAUCGGAGAUCCACCUUAAAACCACUUCAUUGGAGCAAGGUCACAAGGGUAUUGCAAGGAAGCUUGUGGGAAGAAUUGCAGAGUGUCGGAGAUCCACACGUGGCACCUGAUUUUGAUGUGUCAGAACUUGAGACCCUUUUUUCUGCCACAGUACCCAAGUCUAAUACUGCAGGUGAGAAAUCUGGAGGGCGGCGAAAAUCUACUGGAUCUAAGCCUGAUAAAGUCCAUCUGAUUGACCUAAGGAGGGCCAAUAAUACGGAAAUUAUGCUCACAAAAGUGAAAAUGCCACUUCCUGACAUGAUGGCUGCAGCACUUGCAAUGGAUGAGUCAAUUUUGGAUGCCGAUCAAGUUGAAAAUCUCAUCAAGUUUUGCCCAACCAAGGAAGAGAUGGAACUUCUCAAGGGCUAUACAGGUGACCGUGAGAAUCUGGGAAAGUGUGAACAGUUUUUCCUGGAGCUGAUGAAGGUGCCACGAGUGGAAUCAAAAUUAAGGGUUUUCUUAUUCAAGAUUCAGUUCAUUUCUCAGGUUUCUGAUUUUAAGAAAAGCUUGAACCUAGUAAAUUCUUCUUAUGAAGAGGUCCGAAGAUCACACAAACUGAAAGAGAUUAUGAAGACAAUCUUAUUUUUGGGAAAUACACUGAAUCAUGGAACUGCCAGAGGUUCUGCUCUUGGAUUCAAAUUAGAUAGUUUACUAAAGCUCACCGAUACACGUGCGUCCAACAGCAAGAUGACACUCAUGCAUUAUCUUUGUAAGGUGCUAGCGUCAAAGGCACCGGGCCUUUUGGAUUUUCAUCAAGAUCUUGUUAGCUUGGAAGCGGCUUCAAAGAUACAAUUAAAAUCAUUGGCUGAAGAAAUGCAAGCUAUUAUCAAAGGUCUGGAAAAAGUGAAACAGGAAUUGGCUGCUUCAGAAAAUGAUGGUCCUGUAUCUGACACUUUCCGCAAGACUUUAAAUGAAUUUGUCGUUACUGCUGAGACCGAAGUGUCCUCCGUGACAAGUCUAUAUUCCAUUGCGGGAAGAAAUGCAGAUGCAUUGGCUUUAUAUUUCGGUGAAGAUCCUGCUCGAUGCCCAUUCGAGCAAGUUACGCAAACCCUCCUGAACUUUGUGCGGAUGUUCCGGAAAGCUCAUGAAGAAAACUGCAAACAGGCCGAGCUAGAAAAGAAGAAAGCUCAAAAGGAAGCCGAAAUGGAGAAGGCAAAGGGGGUAAACCUGACAAGGAAAGACGGUAAAACCGAGAGUUGA